AUGGUUCAAUUUUCAGCCGUGCUGGGCCUUUUGGCCACGGCUUCUCUUGUUGCUUGUGCACCUGCUGCGGCGCCGGCUCCGACCGCUGCUCCUGAUCUUGCUAAAAGAGCAACCUGCACAUUUUCUGGAAGCAAUGGUGCUGCAUCAGCAAGCAAGUCGAAGUCUUCUUGCGCUACCAUCGUCCUCUCGGACGUUGCUGUUCCUUCUGGCACAACCCUCGACUUGACCGGGCUCGCCUCUGGCACCCACGUUUUCUUCGAAGGCACCACCACCUUUGGCUAUGAAGAGUGGAGUGGGCCUUUGAUCUCGGUUUCUGGAACUAAUGUCGCUGUUGUCGGGGCUUCAGGGCAUGUCAUCGAUGGAGGCGGAGCUAGAUGGUGGGACGGACAGGGAUCAAACGGAGGCAAGACCAAGCCAAAGUUCUUCUACGCACACUCGAUGAAAAGCUCUAUAAUCUCUGGCCUUAACUUCAAGAACUCUCCUGUUCAGCUCAUGAGCAUCAACUCUGCUACGGAUUUGGUCGUCACCAACCUCGUUAUGGAUAACUCCGCCGGCACUUCUCUAGGACACAACACUGACGCUUUUGAUGUUGGAAGUUCAACGGGAGUUACAAUCACUGGAGCAAACAUUCAAAACCAAGAUGAUUGCCUCGCAAUUAACAGCGGAACCAGCAUUUCUUUUACCGGUGGAACGUGCUCAGGAGGCCACGGGCUCUCGAUCGGUAGCGUUGGCGGGCGUUCUGACAACGACGUCAAAACUGUAACCAUCUCAAGCUCAACGGUCAAGAACUCCCAAAACGGUGUCCGCAUCAAGACUGUCUAUGGUGCCACCGGUUCCGUAUCUGGUGUAACCUACAAGGAUAUCACACUCUCUGGAAUCACCAAAUAUGGAAUCGUCAUCGAGCAAGAUUACCAGAACGGAUCCCCGACGGGCACUCCGACGACGGGUGUCCCUAUCACGGGUUUGACGGUUAGCGGUGUCACUGGUUCCGUGGCCAGCUCGGCUACCAAUGUCUAUAUCCUUUGCGGAAAGGGCAGUUGCUCGGGUUGGACUUGGAGUGGCAACAGCGUGACCGGCGGAAAGACAAGCACGGCGUGUACGAACAUUCCUUCCGGGGCUUCUUGCUAG
Molecule: messenger RNA, 1128 nt
Organism: Hyaloscypha bicolor E
Lineage: Eukaryota; Fungi; Ascomycota; Leotiomycetes; Helotiales; Hyaloscyphaceae
Product: glycoside hydrolase family 28 protein
Exons: 7
Coding region: 1-1128 (375 amino acids)
Biological process (GO): pectin catabolic process
Cellular component (GO): extracellular region
Molecular function (GO): polygalacturonase activity
Source: RefSeq, a predicted model, not a curated record